Molecule: messenger RNA, 5866 nt
Organism: Gopherus flavomarginatus (Mexican gopher tortoise)
Lineage: Eukaryota; Metazoa; Chordata; Testudines; Testudinidae
Gene: HAGH
Product: hydroxyacylglutathione hydrolase
Exons: 9
Coding region: 57-989 (310 amino acids)
Biological process (GO): glutathione metabolic process
Cellular component (GO): mitochondrion
Molecular function (GO): hydroxyacylglutathione hydrolase activity
Source: RefSeq, a predicted model, not a curated record
AAGGAAAAGGGGCUGAGGCUGGGGCUGGCUCUGAUGCAGCCCCGCCGCCCUGGACCAUGGUCUGCGGGAGCAGGCGGAGGCUCGGCGGCGUGUUGGCUUUCCUGGGAGCUGCGGCGGGGCUCCGAGCGGGUGCAACACGGCCAGGAGCUGGCUUCCUUCACACCAACUCUGAUCUGAGAGAGUCUAAGCUAGUCACACAGACCAACAUGAAGGUGGAGCUGCUUCCGGCCCUCACGGACAACUACAUGUAUCUCAUCAUCGAUGAGGAAACCAAAGAGGCAGCGAUUGUUGACCCUGUGCAACCCCAGAAGGUUGUGGAAGUGGUCAGAAAGCAUGGCGUGAAGCUGACUACGGUUCUAACCACCCAUCACCAUUGGGACCAUGCCGGGGGUAACGAGAAGCUUGUGAAGAUGGAGUCUGGGUUAAGAGUGUAUGGGGGAGACAACCGAGUGGGAGCCUUGACACAGAAAGUGUCUCACUCUACAUCAUUUCAGGUGGGAUCUCUUCAUGUGAAAUGCCUCUAUACGCCAUGUCACACUUCUGGACACAUCUGUUAUUAUGUGACUAAACCAAAUAGUUCUGAGUCUCCUGCCGUCUUUACAGGUGACACGCUGUUCGUGGCUGGCUGUGGGAAAUUCUUCGAGGGAACCCCAGAGGAAAUGUACAAAGCACUGAUAGAGAUUUUAGGCCGCCUGGACCCUGAAACGAGAGUUUACUGUGGUCACGAAUACACUAUCAACAACCUAAAAUUUGCCCGUCACGUUGAACCCAAUAACACUGCCAUCCAACAAAAACUAGCCUGGGCUAAGGCAAAAUAUGACAGUGGUGAACCAACUAUCCCGUCUACUAUUGCAGAAGAGUUUACUUACAACCCCUUCAUGCGAGUGAGAGAGAAGACAGUCCAGCAGCAUGCUGGGGAAACCGAUCCAAUUCGAACAAUGGGAGCCAUCAGAAAAGAGAAGGAUAACUUCAGGGUACCAAAAGACUGAGUACUUUGCCUGAAACACUUGCCUGUCAGUUUUAUCAUGUUUUAGGAACUAGAAGUUUCAUUGUUCUGUUGUGGUGGAGACACAUUCACAGUUAGGUUUUUUUUAAACUGUCUUAAGGGGGGGUGGGGAAAAAAGCACUUUGCUCUUGUUGAGAUGUUCUAUGGCAUAUUUAUAAGAUGUUAAAGAAUAUUUAUUCCUGGCUUUCAAACUGUCAGAUGCAGUGAGGUUUUGCAUGAAUCCUUACACAGGUUCAGUAUGUGGUGGUGGGAGGGGAAGGCACAUUUGAGGGCUCAGCCCUUACCGGGGGAAGACUCAGUUAGCUUUAUAGGAGAUCUGCCUGCAUAUGGACUGCAGGAUUGGGUCAGGAGACUUCUACCAUUAAAGCAAAACUGUGGAAUGCACGUAACCAAAUGUCUGUCUAAAGAAGAAUCCUUUUGCAACUUAUGAAAUUAACCUUUCUGAUUCUGUCACUUUAAGAUCUGUUACAUUCAUUCGUCAUAGUGCAGUACUCAAUUUGGCACCAACAAUUAAGGGUCUAAAUAAUUAAAUAUGCUGCCAAACUUGCUUGGUAUAUGGAUGCAUCUGGCUGUAGAAAUAAGACUGUCCAAGCUUGCAUUAGAGACUAGUUCCCCCCGACCACCCACCCACCCCUUUUCUUCUGCAUCUUAGAGAUGAAUAAUUUCUAGACAGCAUGUUUUUCAGACUGUCCCUUCAAGUAUGAACAGCUGAGUAUUAACGGCUUAAAAAGCAGCUUGCAUGUACCCACAAACUCCCCUCCAAAGUAUACUAUGAAUCGUGCCUGUAACAACACUGAGCCUGAGGUAGGGACUCGGCUGAUAGACCAGUAUGAUCCUAAAGAGAACUAACUUGGUCUAGUGCGUAAAUGCAUGUUCUACAAGUUUGAGUAGAUAUUACGUUAGACCAUAGAUCUAACCUCUCCUACCAUUGUACCAUCAGGAUAGCUUCUUUAUGUUGUAAAUGCUACUUUCACCUAACAGGAUUAGCCUAACUGACCCCUCCAGCCAAAAGAUUCAAGAGUCCUGGUUACUGUUGUGCCCAAGAUCACCAAGGUACCAGCUAUUUUGGAACAGUGGCUACCCUUCAGGGCCUGCUUCAAAAGGAGCAGAAACGAGAGUUGCCUGAUUUAACUCCUUAGCUCCUGCAACCUCCUAGUCUUCCAGUAGUAAAGAAAUCAAAGCUUGCCCUGGUAGCUCAGCUGCACUGAAGUCUGGUUUCUAGGCAGAUCCAGGAUGUCUUCCAACACAACUUAACUUUCCUUUCCUUGCCCUGGUUUGAACGGCAGGCACAUCUAGAUGAUCGGAGUGGGCAGCCAGCCUGAAACAGACACAAUGGGAACUCCCAGACCGCUGUGCUCAUUUAAACAUGCUGUUAAUCCUAGUGAACAGAGCAUAAUUUUAUGAAAGUGGCUCGACAGCAUGUAAACCCUGCCUCCCUGGAGAGACCUUGCAUGGCACAGAGGGGUGAAUUAAGCCUGAUUUUUUUUUUUUCCCACCCCUUCUCUGGGUCUUUGUUUUCAUGCUGCUUGUGGUUUGAUAGUCUGGACAAAAAGGACCACUUGGUCUCUUUCAGAGCAAAGAAUGGUCUUCCAGAUCUCUCCGUAACUGCUGGGGUGGGGAGAGAAUAUGCAGAAUUUUGCCAUGUCACAGAACUGCUGCCCAGAGUUUUCAGUGUCCAUGUUGGAAGACAGGCUUCAGGUGAGCUGAUGGGUGGGGGGGGGGGCUAGCCAUGGUGUCAGUGCUCCCUUGCCACCUGUGCCAUGAAUCAGUGUUCGUUUCAGCCCCCUUAUUAAAAAGGCUUUUUCUAAAUACAUGGCCAAAAGCAGCCUAUUAACACAGGCUGCCUGUACUGUCCUCUUCGGAGCAACUUCCAUAGCUGCAUCUCUGAGCCAGAGCUGGUGUCACUAGAGUCUUCAGAGAACUGUGCUUUAAGGAGGAUAGUUUUCAAAAGUAACUUCCCUCCCACCCCAAGUGGCUAGAGCAGAGGAGUCCUGGCUCCCCUUGCCGGAGUCUGUUUCUGACCUUUGACAGGCCCCUGACCACCUCUGUCCCUCAGUUUCUGCAUGGUUAAACAAUGCAUGGAUGUCCUGCCUUCCAGGGGGCUAGGAAUAUUGUGUAUAGGUUUGUAAAGUGCUCAGAGUCUAGGUUUCAUCCCGGGAUACCACUGUAAACCUCUUUCACUCUCCUCUUCCCACCCCCCUUUUUAAAGAGCCGUAAGCCAUGUAAGAGUGCCCACAUUUGGAUAUGUGAUCACUGGGAGGGUGAAUACUAUUCAGUGUGUGGCUACUGUAGUUCUAUUUUAACUCUGCAGUGGUUGCUGCUCAAAUGCAGCAAAGAUACAUGUUGCUAUUAAUACUUUCCCUUCUAACACCUGUCACUGUUACAAUGCAAGUUCUGUGUCCUUAGGCUUACGUUUGAUGUCCACAGAUGCAUGUACCUUAGGAGCAGGGCCUCAGGGGAGGGAAGCUUGCAGAGACAGUUUCUGUAGGAGUUGACUGUGUGGUGUUUUCAUCUUGCCGGUGAGAACAUGAUAUGAGCACAAAGUGGUAGAAUACACACUUGAAAAAUUCUGACACUCAUCUCUUAAUAAACUGGGCUCCUAAUUACAUUCUCCUCCUGUCUCUCUUCAGAUUGCACAGUUAACAACUAAAUGUGUGUUUUUCAAUAAAUGCUUCACAGCUGAAACAGUAAUGCUGAGUCAUUUCAAGCCUCUGAAUCUAGUUCCUCCUCUUCUGUUUAUGAGCUGAUAAGUAAUGUGGGCAUGGUGGACUUUGUCUCCUCUUGAAUUUGAGUUAAUUUUUUGCUUGCCAUCCAGUGCAGUCACAUGAUGAAAGUAUUUUAAAGUGACGUGACUUAAAUUUAGGGAUGAGUGACUUUUACACACUCUAAAAAGUGACAUAUAAAUGUCUAAUUACUGCAGUUUCUGAAACAAAGAUUUCCCAACUGUCUCUGAAACCUGUACAUUUUCAAUUAACAAAGAAAAACAGUUUGAGCUUUAUUACUGCAAAGUGGAGAGAAGAGUAAACCGAGCAUCACUAGGGGCAGUAAUCUAAAGGGAAAGAAUGAAAAUGUAAAUAUUUUAUGUAUUACUAAGGGUUGUUCCUUUAAAAUGGAAAUCAAAAGACAGCCCUGAAACACACUAUGCCCUUUGAGCCUUUGGUCUUGGCAUUUCUGUUAGAAGAAGAGUCUCUCUUUAACAUGGAGGAAGGAGAGAACACACAAUUACAGUUUGGGGGGAUGGAGAGAAGCUGGAAGUUCUGCAUCAUCUGCUACCAAGCAAGACCCAAACCACCUUAUUCAAUAUAGUUGGGAAAGUUAGCAACACUAAACAGAUGUGAAGCAAAAGACAGACCACAAUCAAACUAUAGUUCAUGGUUUGUGGGGGCUGCCUCAUGAUUUUUGAACACUUAGGGUUGGCAACAGAGCAGAUGCACUUAGUCAAAUGUUCUUUCUGGUCUGCCCUGGCUCUCCACUUACAAAUUAAACUACAUAACAGCAAACUGCUCCCUGCAGAGCUGUUAUCUACAGCAUCCUGAAGAGGGGGAAUGGAGGCAUAGAGGCUUAAACUCAGCCCUGGGGGAAAUUGUCCAAUCUCCACUGCAUCCAAAGGAGAUUCUACCUGCUUAUGAGGGCUGCACUGGGUCCGGAACAGUUGGUGACUUGUCUUCAAUCACACAGUAAAUCAUUAGCAUAAAUGAGAUUAGAAUUUGGGAGUGCUGGCAUCUAACCCCUCCCUCACACAAUAUGGCUUAUCCUUUGUUUGCUAUUUCCCAGCAGUGAGGUUAAUACACAAUCAGGACAUCAAAAAGUCCAAGAAUUCUGUACCAGCUAUAAUAAACAGGAAGACACAGAGAUGUAUGAAUUUAAAAUUCAUAAUCAGCCCUCAGUUUAAUUAUAGUAGCAAAGGAAGCAAUUUUUAAAAAUCUAAUUAAAAGAAACAACCACUCAUCCACUUUAAAGUACCAUGAUUGUUACAAGACAGCUGCUUUGCUGGACCUCAGGCAGGGCCAGAUUAUAACAUUCUGAGGCCCUAAACUGUGUCAUGUGUAAGAGGCCCCAUAACAUUAAAAAAAAGAAUUUAUUAUUUUCACAGGAAGGACAUUGAAUUUAUAAACACAAAAGCUUUAUAUUUGCAUAUAUACAAAGGCAAAGUUGUAAAAAUGGAAUGAUCAUUUUCAGCAGCCCUCUCUAAUGUUGACAUCACAACAGAAAUUUUAGACAAAUUCUUUGAACUAAUUGUGGACAUAAGUAAAGAAGAAGUAAACAAUACAGUAAAUAAUACAAUUUACUAGAAGAGUUCUCAGAAAAUUUUUCUUCUAUGAUGGGGCAUCUAAAUUGUGGCAUUCCUGGUCCGAAUACGCAAUGAGACUCUUAGAGGAUAUAGGAUGUGGAUAACCCACAAGCUUAAAGCUCAACUAUUAGUUAUAUUGAUAUGAAUUACACCCAGGUAAUAAGCAAACCAUCGAAAAUUGUAUAUGGGUUGUAUUUUUCCAAUAAAUUGAUUUGUUUUGUUUUUAUGAAGGGUUAUGCUGAAUUACCUAAUAUUGGUACUAAAAUUAGUAGCAGAAAGUUUUUAUUGAAACCAGUAAAAAAAAAUUAUAGAUUUAUAUAUAUCUGUACCACAACAAAUUAUAUGCCAAAAGCCUGUGUUGUUUUACCAGGAUACUUGUUGGUCUCUAAGGUGCCAGAAGGACUCCUCGUUUGUUUUUACUGAUACCAACUAACCCAGCUACCACUGAAACCAGGAUAUUUCUGUGAAAAUUAGUGCUAUUUUGUCUCUGUUCUCACAGGAAAACAAGAGGAUAUAUCAUUUUGUUUACACCAUGAAUAAGGAAAAUUAUCCUUUUAAUAUGAAUAAAU